Messenger RNA from Zootoca vivipara (common lizard), 6999 nucleotides. NCBI's taxonomy places the organism in Eukaryota, Metazoa, Chordata, Lepidosauria, Squamata, Lacertidae. The record is from RefSeq and is a predicted model, not a curated record.
CUUCCCGGCUUUGUAAGCACAUGUGCGCAUUUGGAUGUGAGGGGAUCUUCAAAACACUGCUAAAAACUGGCAGCCUUUUCGUCGGAGGAGUUGAUUACGCAAGAACCCAAAUACAAAAAAUGGAGAGGUAAAAGAUUUUGGAUUAUCACAAAAGAUGCAGAAGGAAAUGAUUAGCAAUAGGACCCACAAAGGGGAGGAGGGGAGGCCAAGAGAUUCCUUGGAAUCUUGUUUUUAUGUUGGAUUUGUGACUGUAAAAUUUUAAUCUGAAAAAGCAAAUAAUUAAAAAAAAUAAAAUAAACAUGAAUAAAUUGAAGGUGAAUAAUGAACAAGAGCGAGGCAAUUGGACCCGGCACGGGUGCAAAAGAGAAGCGUGGCUGCCACUGCCACAUUUGUAGCCUUGUUCCUCACACUAGCAGGGAUGGAAGGGGCAGAGAGGCAAAAGUGUGCUUUGGGCUAUGCCAGCCUCAAGGUGGUAGAAAAUGAUUGGGCCGACAUCCUGCCCACUGCCUCCGAGAGUCAGAAGUGGGGCACAAUUGGAGAUCCACUGCAGCCUCUGCAGACUGAGGUCUUACAGAGUUAAAGCCGAGCUUUAAAAAGCAUACAGUAGCUGCCAAACUCAUGAAAACCUUUUGUUAAAAGUGUAUUUCACAGGUUUGAUGGCUCAUAACACCCGAUUGGCUCUCUAAACACUCACUGGCUUCAUUCAAAUGAAGGAAAGCGACUGCAUAUCAACCUAAGCAAGUUGAGUUUCCUUUUUCUGGUCAUUUGGCUAUAACUUUUGAUAGAAUACAGAUAAUUGAACAAACUUCGUUGCAUUACAUUCUUCAUUAAAUGAUAUUUCCAUUGAUCUAUAGGUUUAUGGUAUUACUCAAAAGAAAAGUGGUGUUAUGAGCUGUCAAACCUCAGAAACACACUUUUUCCAAAUGGUUUCCACAAUCUUGGCCACUAGUGUAGAUGAAAACUGUCCUUUUUAAGGGAUGCCUGAAUAUAGCAAUGGGAGAAAGCUGGGCAGCGAUGUGGUAUGUUGCUCUCUGGCUGAUGAGUCUGUGUAAAAGACUAUGGAUACAGAAAGGAAGAGGAGGCAUGAGAUAGAUCAUAGAAUCAUAGAGCUGGAAUGGACCCGAGGGUCAUCUAGUCCAACCCCCUGCAAUGCAGGCAUCUCAGCUAAAGCAUCCAUGACAGAUGGCUGUCCAACCUCUGCUUAAAAACCUCCAAGGAAGGAGAGCUCACAACCUAAGGGAGAUUUUGGGGGAUCCCUGCAAGUGGGUAGAGGAACAUGAGCAAUAGACCCUUCAUAUGAAGAAGCAGUAAACCAGAUCCCAAAUGGGGGGGGGGCGGUUUCAUCAGAGAAUGUUUUUCUGCAGAUGAGAGGUGGAAGAACAAGACUCUGCCGCCCUCAAAGCAGGAAGACAGCCCAAGAGCAUCAUGACGGAGAGCUCUGGGGAAAUUUGGGUCAGAAGCAGACACAAGACAUUGAGGGAGAACGCCCAUGGCCCAGAUGUGCACUGCCAACAAUUUAGGCACUUCCAGUACCAGGAGGCCAAGGGACCACGGGAAGUUUGCAGCCGACUCCACCGCCUUUGCCGUCAGUGGCUGAAGCCGGAGACACACACCAAGACCCAGAUCUUGGACCUGGUGAUCCUGGAGCAGUUCCUGGCUGUCCUCCCUCCGGAGAUGGAGAACUGGGUGAGGGAAUGUGGAGCAGAGACCAGUUCCCAGGCGGUGGCCCUGGCUGAAGGUUUCCUCCUGAGUUGGGCAGAGGAUCAGAAGCAGGAAAAGCAGCAGGUAAAGGGUCUGUUUGCUGAAAUGGGAGAUGAUUCCCCUGUGGCAGAGAGGACUCCGUCAGACCCCAGACAGAAGCCACUGGGUGAGGAUCAGUGCGAUGUAUCUCAGUUUGGGCUCUCUCCAUGUUGUGAAUUGAACUUCCAUGGAAAUAGUUGCUUUUUGGAGGGUCCAGUGUCCUUUGAGGAUGUGGCCGUAUGUUUCACAGCAGAAGAGUGGGCUGUGUUGGAUCCUGACCAGAGAGCUCUGCACAAGGAAGUCAUGGAGGAAAAUGGAGGCAUCGUGGCCUCUCUGGGUGACAAAUUGAAAACCAAUAAUAAAAGAAAACAAGCUGGAAAAGAGUCACUGGAAAGAUGCACAAAGAAGGAAAAGCAGAGAAGGAAAACUGAAGCAGAGAAGAUGGGAAGGAAUACAUCCCCGGCCUCUCAGGGUAGCAACUACAAUGAAAUUGCAGUCAAAGAAAAAACAGAUAUAAGAAACAAAAAGAAGUGUUGGGAUUAUUGGAAAAGUUUCGGUUCUAAAAGGAAAUGUAAAGCACAUUGCCAAAACUGCAAAGGGGAGAAACCAUAUAAAUGCUUCGAGUGUGGAAAGAGCUUCACGAGACACUCUGCACUCAUUUUCCAUCGAGGAAUUCAUAGUGGAGUGAAACCGUAUAAAUGCUUUGAAUGUGGAAAGAGCAUUAGUUGCAAGCAGGGGAUCAGUGAUCAUCAAAGAAUUCACACAGGGGAGAAACCAUAUCAAUGUAUGGAAUGUGGAAAAAGCUUCACUCGGAAGAUAUAUCUUACUAAUCACCAAAUGAUUCACACAGGGGAGAAGUCUUAUAAGUGCUUGGAAUGUGGAAAAGGCUUCACUCAGAGCUCCAAGCUCACUUCCCAUCAGAGAAUUCACAUUGGGGAGAAACCAUAUAAAUGCUUAGAGUGUGGAAAGGGCUUCAGCCGCAAAAAGAGCGUCACUUAUCAUCAAAGAAUUCACACAGGGGAGAAACCAUAUAAAUGCUUAGAAUGUGAAAAGAGCUUCAUGCAGAAGGCAAGCCUCACUUUUCAUCAGAGAACUCACACAGGGGAGAAACCAUAUAAAUGCUUGAAUUGUGGGGAAAGCUUCACCCAUAAGACAAGUCUCACAUUUCAUCAGAGAACUCACACAGGGGAGAAACCAUAUACAUGUUUGGAAUGUGGAAAGAGCUUCCCUCGCAGUGGUGAGCUUUCUUCCCAUCAGAGAAUUCAUACAGGGGAGAAACCGUUUGAAUGCUUGGAAUGUGGAAAGAGCUUCCGUCACAUUUCUAGCCUUUCUUCCCAUCAGAGAAUUCAUACAGGGGAGAAACCGUUUGAAUGCUUGGAAUGUGGAAAGAGCUUCCGUCACAGUUCUAGCCUUUCUUCCCAUCAGAGAAUUCAUACAGGGGAAAAGCCACAUAAAUGUUUGGAGUGUGGAAAGAGCUUCACUCGGAAGAUACAUCUUACUAAUCAUCAGAGAAUCCACACUGGGGAGAAACCAUAUAAAUGCUUGGAAUGUGGAAGCAGCUUUAUUUCCAAACACAGACUCACUUCCCAUGGAAGAAUUCACACAGAGGACUUGCCAUAUAAGUGCAUGGAAUGUGGGAAAAGCUUCAUCUUGAAGCAAAGUCUCACCUACCAUCUAAGAAUUCACACGGGGGAGAAGCCAUACAAAUGCUUUGAAUGCGGAAAGAGCUUCAGUGGGAAGGCACACCUUAGUUCUCAUGAAAGAAUUCACACAGGAGAGAAACCAUAUAAAUGUUCUGAGUGUGGAAGGGGCUUCAAAGAUAGUUCUAGCCUUCUCUUCCAUCAAACAAUUCACACCGGGGAGAAACCGUACGAAUGCUUGGUGUGUGGGAAGAGGUUCAGAGACAAAUCUCACUUUACAAACCACAAAAGAAUUCAUACAGGGGAGAAGCCAUAUAAAUGCUUAGAAUGUGGAAGGAACUUCAGCUGCAAGAAAAGUAUCCUUAAUCAUCAAAGAAUUCACACGGGGGAGAAGCCAUACCGGUGCCUGGAGUGCGGAAAGACCUUCAGCCAGAAGAAGCACCUCACCAACCACCAGGCGAUUCACGCGGAGGAAAAACCGUACCGGUGCUUGGAGUGCGGACGCAGCUUCAACUGCCGCUAUAAUCUGAUUCGGCACCAGAGGAUCCACACCGGGGAGAAGCCGUAUCAAUGCCCGGAGUGCGGGAAGGGCUUCCGGCACAGCUCCACCCUCUCUUCCCACCAGAGACUUCACACCGGGGAGAAGCCCUAUCAAUGCCCGGAGUGCGGGAAGAGCUUCAGGGAUCGGUCUCACCUGUAUGCCCACCAAAAUGUUCAUACGGGAGAGAAACCGUAUGCCUGUCUGGAAUGCGGGAAGAGCUUCUACCAGAAGAAGCACCUCCGUAAGCAUCAGAUAAUCCACACGGAGGAGAAGCCGUACAGGUGCUUGGAGUGCGGAAAGAGCUUCCGCUGCCGUUUCAAGCUAACCCGCCACCAAAGGAUCCACACAGGAGAGAAGCCGUAUCGGUGCUUGGAGUGCGGAGUGAGCUUCAAAUGCAGCUCUGCCCUCUGUUCCCACGAAAGGAUCCACACAGGGGAGAAGCCGUAUCAGUGCCCCGAGUGCGGGAAGGCCUUCAGAGCGAAGUCUCACCUGUAUUCCCACAAAAAGAUUCACACGGGAGAGAAACCCUACCCGUGCCUGGAAUGCGGCAAGGCCUUCCGGCGGCAAGAGCACCUCACCAACCACCAAGCGUUGAUUCACACGGCGAAUAAGCCCUAUAAAUGCCUGGAGUGCGGGAAGAGCUUCAGUCAGAGUAUUUACCUUACGUACCAUCAGAGUAUUCACACCGGGGAUAAAUCGUAUCCGUGCUUGGAGUGCGAGAAGAGCUUCCACAGCCAGAAAAGUCUCAGUUCUCAUCAGAGAGCUCACAAAGGGGACUGCAAGAAGAUCAAACCUAUCCAUUCUCGAGGAAAUCAGCCCUGAGUGCUCACCGGAAGGACAGAUCCUGAAGCUGAGGCUCCAAGACUUUGGCCACCUCAUGAGAAGAGAUGGUUGGACAGUGUUCUUGAAGCUAUGACAAACCUAGACAGCAUCUUCAAAAGCAGAGACAUCACCUUGCCGAUAAAGCUCCGUAUAGUUAAAGCUAUGGUUUUCCCAGUAGUGAUGUAUGGAAGUGAGAGCUGGACCAUAAAGAAGGCUGAUCACCAAAGAAUGGAUGCUUUUGAAUUAUGGUGCUGGAGGAGACUCUUGAGAGUCCCAUGGACUGCAAGAAGAUCAAACCGAUCCAUUAUGAAGGAAAUCAGCCCUGAGUGUCGGGAAAGAUUGAGGGCACAAGGAGAAGGGGACGACAGAGGACGAGAUGGUUGGACAGUGUUCUCAAAGCUACCAACAUGAGACUGACCAAACUGCGGGAGGCAGUGGAAGACAGGAGUGCUUGGCAUGCUCUGGUCCAUGGGGUCACAAAGAGGCGGACACGACUAAACGACUGAACAACAACAAAUUUUUAAAAGGGCGUGGGGAGAGAAUUUGAGUAGAAACACAAACUUCCGUUGUCGUAAAGCAGGGAGCAGUAUUUAUUCUUGGUGUAUUUUUUAAAAGGUUCAGUGAUGAUGCACACAGGGGAGAAGCUGUGCUUCCGAAAAGGAACAAAUUCUCGUGAAAGUGAAUUCUUUAAUUUGCCCUAAAUAAAGCAAGAGGGUAGGGAACAAACAGGGUUAAAAUCCCAUUUGCAAAUAUUUAUUUCCAAUUUAUCAGCGGAAGAGGUGAAGGCAUUUUAGUUUCUGAAACUUGUAAGCCCUGCAGAGAGAAAUCAGCAGCAUCUUCUACGUGAUAAAGAGCAAAAAUAUGCAUGAAAAAUAAAGCACAGUCUUCACAAGGGAUGAUAAAGUGUGAAAUGAACUGUAUUAAAAUGUCAGCAUCUGUCGCAUUCAAAGAUCGUGCAAGAUCGAAAUUAACAAUUAAGGAUUACUGAAUCCAGCUUGGCCACACCUAAGCUCCACAAGCUCCCUUCUUAAAACUGUAGCAAAUCCACAGCUGUCCUGUUGGCAUGGCCUUUUUCAUUUAAAAGAGCGCCAUUGCUCCUAAUCCAGAAGGGACUUUGAGAGUCCUAAAUGCAUGCUAGCAGAGAACAGCUCUCUGUCCCUGUGGGAGGUGGGGAAUUGGGAUACUUCCCACCAUCACAAUCCAGGAUCCCAUCUCUGCUGUAGUGAAAGAGGGGAAAUGGGCAAAAAUCAGAUUAAAAAAAUAAGUGUUUUAUGUCGCUGAUUCAGGAGCUAAGCUCACUGAAUUCAAAGUUGUCAAUUUUGGAGGACGAGAUGCAUUCCCCUCCUUUCGACUGUCUGAAAAGGGGUAUAUCGCCCUCAUUUCACUAAAGGUCUGCUCUCGUAGGCUUUUCUGGUGUUCCUCUCCGGGUUGGGUUGGUUUUUUUUACGUCAAACUUUUUAUUGGACAAGUGUGCCUAUGAUAGCUCUGCAAAGGCCCAGACCAGCUUCUAGUCACAGUCUCUCUAAAUGAAACCAGAGUCUGUUUUUCUUUGCCUGCCGUUUCCCAGAUUUCCCUCGGCAAUUUCUUUCUUUAUAAAAAAACCAGAUAUAAUCAAAUUGAAAAGAACACCAAGCAACGGCAGGAUAGUUUUUAUACGGGCAGUCCUUAAGUCCCGCCCAAUUCUGCUUUCACAGCACGCUUACUCUGAGGUAAAAUCCCACUGUUCAAUAUGGCUCAGCAAAUAUGUCUAUGGUUUCAUCCUAUUUCACUUUCUUCUCUUAUUCAUAUCUCGCCCUUCCCUCAAAAUGCUCGGGUGGAUGGGGUAUUUAUUCUUCUCCCUGACCCAAUUCUUAGCUACAACUCUGUAAAGGAGGGUAUAGGCCAGGCAUCCCCAAACUGCGGCCCUCCAGAUGUUUUGGCCUACAACUCCCAUGAUCCCUAGCUAAGAGGACCAGUGGUCAGGGAUGAUGGGAAUUGUAGUCCAAAACAGCUGGAGGGCCAAAGUUUGGGGAUGCCUGAUAUACCUCUCCGAUAAUAAGCCAUACCCAGAAAAUAAGCCACAGUGAUAGGCAGUUUAACCUUGUAGGUUAAACUGGAGCAUACUUAAUAAAAUAAAUAAGACAUCCCCUGAAAAUAAGCCACCGUGUUUUUUUUUGAGGAAACAUAAAUAGAAGACAGCACUUGUCUUAUUUUUGGAGAAACACAGUAGGCUAAGAGAGAAUGGCUGGCUCAAGAUUCACUUUAUUUAUGUUUCCA